Messenger RNA from Symbiodinium sp. CCMP2592, 1506 nucleotides. Lineage: Eukaryota; Dinophyceae; Suessiales; Symbiodiniaceae. The record is from the annotation of a GenBank genome assembly.
AUGCUCCGAUGCCAUUCGUGCUGGGAGCGCAACAUUCUUCGCAGUCACAACGAAGCUCUUCGAAGUGACAACGAAAAGCUGAGCAAAGCGCUUUGCAUCCAGGGCCAGGGGCUUGAAGAUGUCAGGCGGCUGCUGCACGACAGCAACAUGUCUGCGAGAGAUGAGUCCGGGAUGCCCGCCUGUGGGGAGACGCAUGUUGAGGUUCUGGAUCCGGCAGACCCGACAUGCCCGCAGUUGACAGUUCCGAGGACGAAGCGAGACAGCGACAUUUCACUCCCGAGCACCCGGGCUUCUUAUGGUUCUCAUGGACAGGAGCUUCCGGAGGCGUCGGAGCAAGAGUCUGAGUCGCUGCCAGCAGCGCGCCAACCCAAGGCGUUUUUGAACAGGAACGACCUCGUGGCCUGGAUGCAUGGGGAGCCUUUGCCAACGUGUGCAGUGGCGAGCCGUCGCAGGCGCAGACAAGAAGAAGCUUGUGGCAGUCACAGCAACGACUCUGCGAAGGAGCCUCCAGGCCCUGCGCCGUGCCAGGAGGCAUGCAGCUCCGAGAUCGAGAUGAAUGAUGACGAGGAAGAUCUGCCUGGAGCGCUCCGGGCCGCAGCGGGCGAGGGGACCUCAAGUCCAAUUGAGAUGCCUGAUCCGAUCGAUGCAUCUAAAUCGGCUUCCGAUGCUGAGAAGGAUCCUGCCGAUCUUUUUCACCCGGCAUGCGAUGUCUUGCCUGCUCUUUUGGAGUACUUCUCCGUGCGAGAUCUCCUGGCCUGGCGUGUGACUUCCAAGCAGACUCGGAGUCCCGAGGUCUUGCUACGACAUGUAGCCGAGCUUGGCAGGUUUGACACGUCCGCCUCGAUCAUCGCAUUUUGUGAUGCAGCGACUCGCACCACAUCACGAGACUCCCCACCUUUUCCCGACGACGUCGAGUGCCAGAAGCGCUUCGAUUGCCAGGUCUGGUGCCUGAUGCUUGCGAAAAGUCACUUAACCCAUUUUGCUGAAGACUACGUCCGCCAAACCGUGGACAACAAUCUCACUCAAUUAUUUUCUCAUUGCCUGGACUCGGAUGAACGCGUGCGCGUGGCAGCCCACUAUGUAGUCCAGCAGCAUGCCGUGUGUGGCCUGGGGUUCGUGAAGGAGCUGAUCACAGACACAUUGCUCAGUCAGAUGCGAGACAUCUUGACCGGCACAGAGAUAGAGGCGACCUGGAAGCGCAUAAAGAUGUAUAUGCCGCAUCUGGAUUCGCUUCUGCGAUCCCUGACGCAGCAUCAGCAUCGGGAAUGGAUGUCAUUGCUUGUCGACGUCCUACGCCGCCUGCAAUCAGCUUCAGCUCGACAUAGGGCUACUCGCCAAAACUUGGUAAUCGAUCGUUUGAAGCUCCUCUGGCUUGCUGAUGGCGAUCCCAAUCGAACCUACGAAGAUGAGAAGCGGCAGCUCCGCGCCAUAGUGGACUCCCUGAAUGUCGGAGACAGGGAUUAUCAGAAGACUAAGGCGAGCCUGGAAAGCCUUCUAUUCUGCUAA